Saccostrea cuccullata (small rock oyster) is the source of this 1884-nucleotide messenger RNA. RefSeq lists its product as uncharacterized. Gene Ontology annotation, biological process: protein polyubiquitination; proteasome-mediated ubiquitin-dependent protein catabolic process. Bases 1 to 1884 code for a protein of 627 amino acids. Gene Ontology annotation, molecular function: ubiquitin protein ligase activity; zinc ion binding. The record is from RefSeq and is a predicted model, not a curated record. NCBI's taxonomy places the organism in Eukaryota, Metazoa, Mollusca, Bivalvia, Ostreida, Ostreidae. The transcript has 5 exons.
AUGACAUUCAGUAUAAUUAUAGAUAAACAGUGCAUGUUUAUGAGGCAACUCCCAGUCAAACAACCCUGGAACCAUUACAUCAUGGACCUGCUUGGAUUCAGCACACAGUGUAAAGUUCGACAGUGUUCACAAUGUUAUAGGGACACAGAAUUCUACUGUAACACGUGUAAACAAGACCUGUGUCUAUUGUGUAGAAAUUAUGAUCUUGAUCUAAAUAUUUACCAUGAUGUUGUAAAAUACCGGGAAAGAGAUAAAUACAUUCAGAAACAGGAGGCUUGUGUGAGACAUCCAGACAUGGUGUACACAAUGUACUGUUUUUCAUGUGGACUUCCUAUCUGCCUCCAGUGUACUGAACAUAGAAAGCACAAAUUACUUUAUAUAAAAACAGCAUUUGAUCUUAAUCGUCAGCAACAUAGAGAAACAUUUCAUCGUAUCAGAAGUGAAACGCUUUAUAACAGUAAUGUUAUCCUAGAAGGAAUCAAAACCGACAUAAAAAUUUAUCAAAGAGAAAUAUCUAUCUGCCAAUCAGAGAUGAUUACAAAAGCUGAGAGACUUAAGAACCUUAGCAUCAUUGUUAUAAAUGAUAAUGUAUGUAGUCAAAAGAGGAGUUUUAUUCAUAGACUGAAGCACCAGAAAAGAAAAAUGAAAAGAAACCUUGCCAGCAUAGAGACGUAUGAGCAAAGAUCUGAACAAAAAGCACGUACUCCAGUUAAAUUCCUCUUAUUCCUCAAGAAUACACGCGUUUCACAAAUAAAGGACACUGCUAAAAUUAUGCAAAACAUCCAGCUGGCCCCCCCGAAUGAGGACAUCAAUAUGAAGAAUGACAUAAAGCUGUUGAGUGACAUUCAGAUCAUAGAAACUGGAAAAAGAAAAGUAAGAAAUUUUUUUCAGCUGAAAUUGAUGCCUUCACAAUUUCUAACCACAUUUGGCCCAAUACCAGGUGUUCAAGGUGUAGGACACAUUUCCUGUAGUAAAGAAAAGGUCUGUUUCAGUGACUUUUGCAAUAAUCUUAUCUUGACGAACACUACAACAGGAGAAGUAUUAAAUUUACUUACAGAUGUAAACAAUUCCUGUGGAUGGGGAAUCCACACAAUGAACAUAAAUGGUGCUCUUAUUUACAUAGACACUGAAUCAAACAUUAACAUACUAUCCUCGGAUAACAAAAGAAAAUCUUUACUAGUAAGGCAAUCAAAACCAUGGCUUUCACAAUGUGUCUAUUGCUCUCCCUCUAACGGAGAUCUACUGGUGGGGAUGCAUAUCGCUGAUGUACAUGAAGGACGGGUGAAUCGCUACAGCUACACAGGACUACACAUACAGACAAUACCAGACAUAAAAAGUGAAAGACUUUAUCAAACACCUGAAUGCAUCACAGAGAACCGGAAUGGUGAUGUUAUUGUGUCUGAUUCUGGUCGGCAAGCUUUGGUGGUGACAGAGCGGGGAGGAAAUCAUCGUUUCACGUACACAGGACCUGGUAAUGCAUUAUGGCCUCGCGGAAUCUGUACGGACGAGCUGUCAAACAUCUUGGUGUGCGAUCAUAAAAAUGACAACAUACAGAUGAUUGACAUGGAUGGCCACUUCCUUCAAAUGAUAGAGACAGAAAAACAUGGAAUAGUGCGACCAAGGAGCCUGAGUUAUGAUGACAUUAAUCAUCUUCUAUGGGUUGGGUCUUGGUCACCUACCCUGACAAAUCACAACACUGAAAUAAGUCACGUGCUUAACAACGUCACGACUUUGGAAUGUGGCCGACAGAAUGAAAGUGAAUGCGAAAUCGUCACGCUGACGCGUGACUCUCUUAUAGAGAAAGAGCACAUGCUAUUUCAUCCCACAGAACCAUUGGAGAAGAUACAAGGAUUAAUGAUGGAGGAAGUCCAAAGUGAAGUCUAG